AUGCUUAAUCAGUGCUUUAGUUUAAGACCUUUGAGGAAUGUUUAUCGUCACGUGAAUCCAAUUCAUCACAUCUUACCUUCUCAACAGGUACUUUUAAAUGCAGCAUCUAGACGGAAUGUUUUCGCAGUUACCGGUAUUCAACCAAGUGGUAAACCUCACCUCGGAAAUUAUCUUGGGGUCAUAAAACCAUGUGUCACGUAUUGUCGUGAUAGUGAUGUAUCACAAUUCUUUAUGCUAAUCGCAGAUUUACAUUCUCUUACAUCAAACAAUUGUAAUGACCUAAAGCAUGGUAUUCAUGAACUUGUGGCUACUCUGCUCGCAUGUGGAUUUGAAGCAAAUUCUUUAAAGCAAAUAAUAUUCCUUCAGUCCUCUGUACCUGGACAUACUGAACUAGCAUGGAUUUUAUCAUCAGUUUGCUCGGUCCUGAGGUUAGCUCAUUUACCUCAAUGGAGAGAAAAAUGUAGAUAUUUUGACUCAGUAUCUGAUGUAUCUACCAACAAUACGUCACCAAUAAAUAAUAUCCCUGAUAAUGCUUCCGUUGGUUUAUUUACCUAUCCUACUUUACAAGCUGCUGAUAUACUACUUUAUGGAGCACAUUUAGUUCCUAUUGGAGCUGAUCAAAUAACUCAUAUUGAAUUAGCACGUGAUCUAGUUCGAUCAGCUGUACAUAAAUGGCCAUCAUUAUCAUCUAUUUUACAUUUACCUAAUAGUCUCAUAUUUAAUGCACCUAAAAUAAACAAUCUAACAAAUCCAAUUAAAAAAAUGAGUAAAUCAGAUCCAUCCGAAUUAGGUAUUAUCUAUUUAACUGAUACACCAGAUAAUAUUUAUAAAAAAAUUAAACGUGCUGAAACUGAUUCUAUUCGUAAAAUUAAUUAUGAUCAUGAAAAACGUCCAGGUGUAUCAAAUUUAUUAAGAAUUCUAUCUGCUAUUCAGGGUCGUGAAAUAGAAGAAAUUCUAUCUACAGUAGCUAAUGAAUGGAGUAAAGAAGAUUUGAAAUCUAAAGUAUCAGAUGCACUUAUUCAAGAAUUUGAUCCAAUUCAGAGACGACUACAUCAUCUUAUGAAUACAGAAGAAGGUCAAUCUACUAUAGUUAAUUGUUUAUCACAUGGUUCAAAGCAAGCUAAUCAAUUGGCUACAAAACGUUUAGAUCUAAUUUAUUCUGCCAUUGGUUGUAAGAUAUCAGUUUGUAAAAAUUAUUCUUCAUCACACAACUAG
Molecule: messenger RNA, 1215 nt
Organism: Schistosoma rodhaini
Lineage: Eukaryota; Metazoa; Platyhelminthes; Trematoda; Strigeidida; Schistosomatidae
Source: the annotation of a GenBank genome assembly